Messenger RNA from Xiphophorus hellerii (green swordtail), 1338 nucleotides. It is a transcript of the gene tbpl2, whose product is annotated as TATA box binding protein like 2. Bases 8 to 1027 code for a protein of 339 amino acids. Gene Ontology annotation, molecular function: DNA binding. NCBI's taxonomy places the organism in Eukaryota, Metazoa, Chordata, Actinopteri, Cyprinodontiformes, Poeciliidae. Gene Ontology annotation, biological process: DNA-templated transcription initiation. The record is from RefSeq and is a predicted model, not a curated record. The transcript has 6 exons.
GAGCUACAUGGUUGAGGAGGAGCUUGAUCUUCAAACUUCUCUCAAACAGUCACAUGCAUCAAGCACCAACUCACAGAAUUCAUCCAACCUAUUGGGUGAAACUGAAACAAGUGGCAGGUUGAGUGACGAUCUAGACCUCAGCUUCCUACCUGAUGACCUCGGCAAUCAAAGCUCUACUACCACAGUCCUAGCUACAGCAGCCACAAAUCAAAAUGCUGAGCUUGAUGUUUUGGAGGACAGUGGCAUAAAUCUGGAUGAUAAUUUGCACAAUAUGGCUGCAGUGAAACGUCAAGUGACAGUCAAUUUGGGAUCAGAGAGCAAUGCUUCCCCGUUCUGUCCUAUGACUCCAAUGACCCCGAUGACUCCAAUGACCCCGAUGACUCCAAUGACCCCUGUGACAGAGAAAUCGGGAAUCAUUCCACAGCUACAAAACAUUGUCUCCACUGUAAACCUUGGCUGUCCGUUGGAGCUAAAAUUCAUUGCACUGCAAGCCAGAAAUGCAGAGUACAAUCCAAAGGUGGUAUACUCCACUGUUUACUUUCUCAUUUUCAGUCUUUAUGUAUUUAAUUUAUUAAUUUUCACCCAUUUUUACCAGCGCUUUGCAGCUGUAAUCAUGAGGAUCCGUGAGCCUCGAACAACAGCACUGAUCUUCAGCUCAGGGAAGAUGGUCUGUACAGGAGCCAAAAGUGAGGAGCAGUCCCGUCUGGCAGCAAGGAAAUAUGCCCGGGUGGUCCAGAAACUUGGCUUCCCUGCCCGGUUUCUCGACUUUAAGAUUCAGAACAUGGUGGCCAGCUGCGAUGUCUGCUUCCCCAUCAGACUGGAAGGACUGGUUCUCACCCACCAACAAUUCAGCAGUUAUGAGCCUGAGUUAUUCCCAGGACUUAUCUACCGGAUGGUGAAACCUCGUAUUGUCCUGCUCAUCUUCGUAUCUGGGAAGGUGGUUUUGACUGGAGCUAAAGAACGUGCAGAGAUCUACGAAGCCUUUGAGAACAUUUAUCCCAUCCUGAAAGGCUUUAGAAAGCAGUGACAGCAUUUUCGUUCUUGUGUAAUUAAAAUAUGUGUUUAAUGGUUAAAUUCAGUGUCACACCAUUCCUUUGGUUGAAAAACAGGGAAAUUUGUUUUAGAGCUUGUUGACUUCCCUCGAACAAAAUAAAUAUUUUUUUUAAAUGUUGACCUACAUAAUUUUUUUGGGUUAAUGUCAAGUUACAACAGACAUUUUAAACAUCAACUUUGCAUUAAAAGUGUCCUUAUUUAUCGAAUGACGCUUAAUGGUGACAGUCCAAAUAUUCAUGAAAACGUCUUCAUGGUGUAAUGUCAGUCUUAUACACACCCAGUCAA